Messenger RNA from Ipomoea nil (Japanese morning glory), 1088 nucleotides. RefSeq names its product protein CMSS1. Gene Ontology annotation, cellular component: nucleus; 90S preribosome. The coding region runs from base 101 to 931 and encodes 276 amino acids. The record is from RefSeq and is a predicted model, not a curated record. NCBI's taxonomy places the organism in Eukaryota, Viridiplantae, Streptophyta, Magnoliopsida, Solanales, Convolvulaceae. The transcript is spliced from 6 exons.
UUUUUGAACCGAGACAGACCUAGCAGAGAAGCCGCGAGCCACCACCCGACUUGAGAAUUCUGAGGCUCUAACAGCGGCGGAGACACUGAAUUGAUCGCUCAUGGGCAGCGGUAAGGAGAAGAAGAAGCUGCUCUCAGAGACUGGUAAAAAGCAAAAGAAAAAGAAAGAAUUGUCUGUGCGGCCUAAGAAAUUGAAGAACAAGGAGAAGGAGAAGACCAAGGCCAGCAAAGGCAAAACCGAAAAUGGCGAGAGCAACCUCGGAAACGGCGUCGUCUGUGGCCCAACAGCGUCGGAGCAGCUCAACUUCUUCAUUCACCAGUAUCAAUCCGCCAACCGUGUCCAGCUUUCUUCUCUCGAGCUGGAAUCCUUCAAAGAUACUUGCAUGGUUGAGCUCAGCUCGGAUCAAACUAAAAAUCCUAGAACUCUGGGAGAGCAUAUGAAGGUUGCUUUUGGAUCAUCAUGGAAGGAUCUUCUCUGUAAAAGUCAACUUGAAGCUGGGAAAAUUGAACCAGGCCACCCCUCGCUUCUUGUAAUUAGCUCAUCUGCUCUACGAUCAUUGGAACUUCUCAGGGAAUUGCGACCUUUCACUAGAGAUUGCCCUCCUGCAAAGCUGUUUUCUAAGCACAUGAAGGUUGAAGAGCAGGUGUCCUUUCUAAAGAAUCGAGUUAAUAUUGCUAGUGGUACCCCAAGCAGGAUUAAGAAAUUGAUUGAUGUGGAGGCAUUGGGCCUGUCUCGACUAUCUGUCCUUGUGCUUGAUAUGCAAACAGAUGUCAAGGGCUAUUCGCUGUUAACACUUCCUCAAGUCAGAGAUGAGUUCUGGGAUUUGUACAAGAGCUAUUUUCAUCAGCGAGUACUGGAGGGUGCAAUGCGAAUAUGCCUCCAUGGGCAAUUACCACAGAUAUCUGAUGCCAGAAAAGUUUUUGAUGACUAACUAUAGGCUCUUUACAUCAAGAACUCACAUUGUAAAAUUGUAACCUUUUGGAAAUUUUCUCCAUUCCUCUUUUGUUUAAUUUAAUCCAGAGUAUAUUUUAUGGAUUGAAAUGGUUUUGAUACUUCACCAGAUUCAUAUCAACUGAAGUUUGAUAUAA